This is a messenger RNA of Penicillium brevicompactum, 1017 nucleotides long. Its product is annotated as recombinase DMC1. Gene Ontology annotation, biological process: mitotic recombination; reciprocal meiotic recombination; chromosome organization involved in meiotic cell cycle. The record is from RefSeq and is a predicted model, not a curated record. The transcript has 7 exons. NCBI's taxonomy places the organism in Eukaryota, Fungi, Ascomycota, Eurotiomycetes, Eurotiales, Aspergillaceae. Gene Ontology annotation, cellular component: condensed nuclear chromosome; nucleus. Bases 1 to 1017 code for a protein of 338 amino acids. Gene Ontology annotation, molecular function: ATP-dependent DNA damage sensor activity; ATP hydrolysis activity; single-stranded DNA binding.
AUGCCAGGCUCAGUAGGGAGCGAGGAAUUUGAUGGCGAAGAGGUAUUCAUCGUAGACAUCGAUGCCAUCCAAGCCCACGGCAUUGGCGCGGCAGACAUCACGAAAUUGAAAGCCAAUGGCUUCUACACUGUCGCCUCCGUUCAUGGGGCAACCCGCAGAACCCUCUUGAAGAUCAAAGGUUUCAGCGAAGUCAAGGUCGAGAAGGUCAAAGAAGCCAUCCAGAAAUGCCUUCCCUCUACCUCAGGCUUCAUCACCGCAAUGGAGCUCCACCAUCAGCGCAAAAAGGUCGUCCGCAUCUCAACAGGAAGCCAACAAUUCGACUCCAUCCUCAACGGCGGGUUUCAAAGCAUGAGCAUCAGCGAAGUGUUCGGUGAAUUCCGCUGCGGCAAGACCCAACUCAGCCACACGAUGUCUGUAGUAGCACAGCUACCCAAGGAAAUGGGCGGCGCAGGUGGAAAGGUCGCAUACAUCGAUACCGAGGGAACGUUUCGACCAGAGCGCAUUGCUCAGAUCGCCGAGCGGUUCGGUAUAGAUCCUGACACCGCGCAGGAAAACAUUGCGUACGCACGAGCAUUGAACAGUGAGCACCAGCUUGAGUUACUCAACUCGCUGAGUCGAGAGUUCGCUGGAGGCGAGUUUCGAUUGCUUGUCAUUGACAGCAUCAUGAACUGUUUCCGGGUUGAUUACUGUGGACGCGGGGAGCUGGCCGAUCGACAGCAAAAGUUGAAUCAGUUUCUUAUGAAGCUGGCGCAUAUGGCGGAAGAGUUCAAUGUUUGUGUUCUGAUGACGAAUCAGGUCCAGAGCGAUCCUGGCGCGAGUGCACUUUUUGCUAGUGCUGAUGGCCGCAAGCCUGUCGGUGGACAUGUCCUUGCUCACGCUUCUACUACUCGGGUGCUUCUGAGGAAGGGUCGUGGUGAGGAGCGCGUUGCAAAGAUUCAAGAUUCUCCUGAUUGUCCUGAGCGCGAGGCAGUUUACAUCAUCACUAAUGGCGGCAUCAAUGAUCCCGAGAAGGUUUGA